AAAACAAAUUAUUUUGAUUAAAAAAAACCAUUUAUUUGCAUACAAACGGGAGUACUACUAAUUUGAAAAGUAGGGUUUAGUUUUCCCUCUCUCUCCAUCUUCCUGCAAAUCGCAUUUACUGGAUCCUAUGUUUCUCUCACCAUUUUGCGCAUUUAUUAACACCAUUCCAAUAGCUACGGAGUAGUAGUUGCUUACAUUUCCAUUCUCAUUUCUUCAAUUUCCUCUUUCCCACGCCAAAAAUGCCAAGGGGUAGACCUAAGAGAAACGUUAAACCAACCCAAUCGGUACUUGAACCCACGCAAACUCACUUCAUGGACCACGAAAUCCAAGCAUUGGAGCGACAAAUCGGUGAGAUUAGGACAGUUAAGGAGGUUAAAACCAAACACUUGCUGGAAGAUUUGCGAUUGCUUCGCUCAUCUUUCACCGAGGAACAACUCCAGAAACCCGUGUUAGAGAUUUUUGAACAAAUUCUUCCGAAUUUGUCCAUUGUGAAUGAUAAAGAGAGUAACAAAUGUGAAGUGACAUGGAAAGAUAAAGCGCCUAUGUCUAUGAGCAUGAACUAUGAUGAUGUGCAUACUUCGUUGCUUCAAAGGUUGUCCAUGGCUUAUCCUCAUUGCCCCUCUUCAGUUCCUCAUUCUACUGGGAGAACAAGUUAUGUUGGUGCCGGUAAUCCGUAUUUGAAGGAUUUUGUUUUGGAGGAACUAUCUGAAGCUCAAACUUUAACAAUGCAAGAAGGUCUUGAGACUCCCGGUGUGAGUAGUCAGAGGAUGUCUGUUGGGAUGACGCCCAAAACACUCAGACUUCCCAAGCCGGGCGAGAUGCUUCUCUCUGUCCAUGGAUCACCCCUAGGUGCUUACAAGGACAAUAACAUGGAAGCCAUACAAGAGUCGGAAGAGAGUUGAAUUCUGGUUAAAUAUCUCGCAGUUCAAGAUGAAGCUUUUUCAUGUUUCUAUGUGCUUUAUUUUUGCUCAGUUAGUUCUCUUGUGUCUGGCAUUUUUUUGGUAAUUUGUAUGUAAAUAUGUUGCAGCUCAAGAUGAAGCUUUUCAUGUUUCUAUGUUCUUUUCUUAUCUGCAGUUCUCUUGUGUGGCAUUUUUUUUGGUAAUUUUUAUGGCUAGUUUGGCUGAUGACACCUAUGCCCCCAAUUCUGAAAAUUCAUGUUUCAAA
This is a messenger RNA of Vicia villosa (hairy vetch), 1164 nucleotides long. RefSeq lists its product as uncharacterized. Bases 240 to 902 code for a protein of 220 amino acids. The transcript is spliced from 7 exons. NCBI's taxonomy places the organism in Eukaryota, Viridiplantae, Streptophyta, Magnoliopsida, Fabales, Fabaceae. The record is from RefSeq and is a predicted model, not a curated record.